UGCAGCAAAGAGUUGAUUACCAGCGGCCUCUGUCUUCUAUUACGUCCUCAGAGAGGCUUUCAAACACGGUGACUCCGCAGUCAGCGGCAUUGAGUAGAAACCUACUGACCAGACAAGAUGAGCGGAAGAGGCAAAGGAGGAAAAGGACUCGGGAAAGGAGGCGCCAAGCGGCACCGGAAAGUUCUCCGUGAUAACAUCCAGGGAAUCACCAAGCCCGCCAUCCGCCGCCUGGCUCGCCGCGGCGGAGUGAAGCGUAUCUCCGGCCUGAUCUACGAGGAGACCCGCGGUGUGUUGAAGGUGUUUCUGGAGAACGUGAUCCGUGACGCCGUCACCUACACCGAGCACGCCAAGAGGAAGACCGUGACCGCCAUGGACGUGGUGUACGCUCUCAAGAGGCAGGGCCGCACCCUGUACGGCUUCGGUGGUUAAAGUCCUUCACACCAGCACCACAA
Molecule: messenger RNA, 452 nt
Organism: Seriola aureovittata
Lineage: Eukaryota; Metazoa; Chordata; Actinopteri; Carangiformes; Carangidae
Product: histone H4
Exons: 1
Coding region: 118-429 (103 amino acids)
Biological process (GO): nucleosome assembly
Cellular component (GO): nucleosome
Molecular function (GO): structural constituent of chromatin; protein heterodimerization activity; DNA binding
Source: RefSeq, a predicted model, not a curated record